GGAGUUUGUCUGUCUUGCCACAGGAACAUUGGGGAUUCUACUGGCGGCAGCUCAGGUAUAAAGAGCCCCAGGUUCGCAGUGUUGAGAAUGUAUCCAAAUCAGAUCAAUCAGUCUUGACAACACUCUCUUGUCUCUUCUUUUUUUCUUCUUUGCUUUCUUUGCUUUCUGGUGGCUUUGCCAACCGUACUUUCACUUGAAUCAAUUGCUUCAUUCAAUCACUUGAAUACAAUCACUUGAGUUCUAUUCAAUCACUUGAGUUCUAUUCAAUCACUUGACUUCUAUUCAGUCACUUGACUUCUAUUCAGUCACUUGAGUUCCAUCCAUACCAAACAUUCACUUCACAAUGGCCUUCACCAAGUUCCUCACUGCCACUGCCGCUUUUGCCCUCGCUGCAUCUGCCCUCCCUACCAACACCUCGCCAAUCGCAGCCAGAUCCUCCGGCUCCUCCAGCGGCGGCGGCGGCGUCAACAUCGUCAACAACCUCGGCCAGACUGUCUAUCUCUGGCCCACCGCCGACGGCGAAAUGCAGACCCUCUCCAGCGGCGGCGACGGCUACUCCCAGUCCUGGAACGGCGAAAGCGUCUCGAUCAAGUUGUCCACAAGCGAGAGCAAAGACAGUGUCUUGCAAUUCGAAUACUCCCUCAAGGGCGAAGACAUCUACUGGGAUCUGUCCUCCAUCAACCUCGACUCGGACUCUGCCUUCGUCAAGUCCGGAUUCGGUGUCACCUCCAGCGACUCCAGCUGCAAGUCGGCUUCCUGCUCCGCUGGGGACUCCAACUGUGCCGAUUCCUACCAGCACCCCGAUGACACCAACACCAACAGCUGCUCGUCGGACGCCACCUUCACUUUCACUUUGGGCUAAGCCUUUCGCUCUCUAUGGUACCUUCCAUGCAACAAGUUGAGAAAUGACAACGAAAACACAGGAGACAGUCAAAGCUGGCUUUGAUUUCCUGAACCGCCUUAUGAAAAC
Messenger RNA from Aspergillus wentii DTO 134E9, 970 nucleotides. RefSeq lists its product as uncharacterized. The transcript has a single exon. The record is from RefSeq and is a predicted model, not a curated record. Lineage: Eukaryota; Fungi; Ascomycota; Eurotiomycetes; Eurotiales; Aspergillaceae. Bases 344 to 862 code for a protein of 172 amino acids.